Alosa sapidissima (American shad) is the source of this 5408-nucleotide messenger RNA. Its product is annotated as iporin. Bases 265 to 4251 code for a protein of 1328 amino acids. Lineage: Eukaryota; Metazoa; Chordata; Actinopteri; Clupeiformes; Clupeidae. The record is from RefSeq and is a predicted model, not a curated record. The transcript is spliced from 12 exons. Gene Ontology annotation, cellular component: cytoplasmic vesicle.
GUCGGUCUCCAGCAACAUUCAGUGCGGCUCCACGAGGCGGAGACGACCUACAUCUCGUGCCGGGAUGCUUCCGAUAGAAACAACGAUGACUUUGGAUCAUGAAGACAGACAUCUCUACUCUAUCUACACACCCCAUGCCCCUGCGUGUCCAGAGCCAUAUGGCCACAGUCCUGAACUCUAUGGUGUGAACUAACACCUCCCCCCUCAACCCCCACCACCCUUCACCAUUCACAGACUUCAACGGAUUUUAAUAGGUGCGGGGAGAUGAUGGACAGUUCCGCCAGCCUAUCAGGGGAGACUCUGUUCCUGCGUCAGGCCGCUCUGCUGCUGGAGCGCCAGACUCCCGCGUGGAAGCUGUGCAGUGCCGUGCAGCGACCCGCUCGACCGUGCUCCCUCAACCUCACAUACACCAUCUCCCUCCCUGUGCCACCACAGCAGCAGCAGCAGCAGCAGCAGCAACAGCAGCAACAGCAGCAGCAGCAGGAUCCAUUCAGGGAGGCUCUAAGCAGUUUAGCGGAGUCUAAGAAGGAGGGUGGAGGAGAAGACGCAGAGGAGGAGAGGGAGGAGGCGCACCUGCUGUUGGAGCGAAUGCGGGCCUGCUCCUCACCAGCUCCCGAUCUGAGUGGCGGGAGUUCCCCGACGGGCUUCGACGCGAGCAAGGAGAAGGUCGUCAUCGGGGACAGAGGCACGCCACGAUGGAUCAACCCCUUCAUCCCCGAGGAGGAGAGGAAGGAGGAGGAGGACGAGGAGGAGGAGGAUGAUCUGGAGGGGGAUAACUUGCACAAGUACCAAGAGGACUUCUCCUUCCAACUGCACGGAGACACCAGGGCCGUGGAGGAGGUUGAGCCAGCGUGUCCGGUGGAACCUGUCCAACACCAUGGUUCUGAAAGCGCGGAUACGCGCAGAACCAUGUGGAGCCAGGAGAGAGGUGUGUCGAGAGAGCUGGAGAACCUCAGCCAGCCGGGGCUCGAGUUCCGUCCACGGUGUGACUCGAGAGGCACCCCGAUGCUCAUCGACUGUGGCGAGCUGGAGUGGGGAGGGUCGGGGAACAGCAACGGUGGAGUCUCCAAAGAGAAGCCCUCCCAAGCGUCUGGCCACGUGUGCCCUUGUGCUCUGGGCAAGCCGCGCAAACCGUCGGAAGGCUUCGUGGACAACGUCAGCGACUCCUCCUGCAACAGCUCCGAUGGAGUCCUCGUCACCUUCAGCUCCAUCUACAACAAAAGCAACAACGCCGUGCCCGUUAACCCAUUCCAGCUGGAAAGCCCAAUUCAGCCCUCGCACGGGACCAGCUCCUUGUCACAGGACGGGUCCAACUCGUCCCCCUACUGGUCGCCUCAGGGCACUGAUCCCAACUGCAACUAUCAGCUGGACUCCGAGGGCGUCCCGUCUCCGCUCUUCUCGGACCUCGCCACCGCGCUCCACGCUCAGACGCGGCUGACCUUGCCCUCUCAGAACUACUAUAAGCUGGUGACCUGCGACCUCUCGUCGCAGUCGUCCCCCAGCCCGGCCUGGUCGUCAGUGACCAGCUGCUCAGAAGGGGGCCACAGCCAGAGUAGCCCGACCCCGCCUGCCGAGUACUUCCUGUUCAGGAGAGACGACGGGGAGGGGAAGGCAGAGAGCCGACCAGAGGAGGAGCAACAGCAACAACGAGACAAAGAGCCAGUGGAAGACAGCACUAAAGACAGCAGCUCUGAGAACCCAUGUAAGAAGGUGAUCAAGGGAAAGACCUCCCUCACCUGCAGCUGUGACACCACCACAAAAUGCCUCCUCUCGCAUGUGACCAGCUUUGUAGAGAUUGCCCACUGCAAAAGGGGCACGAGAGACGCAUCCUCCCUGAAGACCAGUCCAGAAGAUCACCAAUCUCCUGCUCUAAACCCUCAGGGGCUCUCCACUGUUAAAGAUAGGGAGUGUGAAGGACAAAAUGCCUGUUCAGGAUCUAACUGUUCACCUUCGACUGUUAAUCAGCACAAUAAGACAUCUGUGCAUAUGGAUCCAGAGAACCUUCCAUCAACCUCUAAAAUGGAAGGGGCCUGUUCGUCUUCGUCUCCGGGGGUGGUGCGCUUCAGUAAGGACCAGAGGCCCACCUCUCUGCCUAUCCAGCCCUUCGUGCUGCAGCUGCCUCCGGGGAAACAGCAGAAGCCGCUGGGCUCGCUCCUCAACCAGUACCUCGGCCACGGCAAGCCCAGCAGCAGCGGCGGCACCCCGCACAGGGGCAGGGGCAAGGGCAAGGGCAAGGCGGUGCCCAGCUUCCUGCGCCCCUCGCCCCUGGGGGGGUACUCCGCACUGCACCUGGAGGCAGCCUCCAGUUCAGACACCUGCUCCACCUGCACCCCGAGCCCCGUCCCGUUCCCACACCCACACCGCUUGGCCUGGGGCUUCCACCGCCAACAGCGGCAACGUCACGACAGCCCUCCCGACGCGCAGUGCCACCUGGACAGUACAACCCAAAGCGGCUCAAGCUCAAACCCUUUUAGGCUAUAUGUGUCUCAGAGUAGCCCAGACGAGGCGCUCGACUGCCAGAGCAAGCGCAGUGAAGACGCCAUGUCUCCUCCAGCACGGACUGGUGCCAAACGGAGCCCGGACGCAUCAAAUCCCAUAAGCAGCCCGAGGCCUGCACUCACUCUGCCUGCUCAGCAGCACGCACUAGAGCUGAGUCCCAAAAUGGCUGACCCCUUUCAACCCCUUGGCCCAGCUUCACUCGAGGCUGAGCUGAGUCAGGUGGCGGAGCCUGUGCCUGUCUGGGACAUGUGUCAUCGUGGCCCGAGCCCCGCUGUGACCUCGGUGACCUGUCUGAACACCCCGCCCUGCUUGUCGUCCUGUCCGGUGGAGAGGCCCGUGGCCCAGUGCAGCACCAGUGCCGUCCUCAGCACCACACCCUUCUGCAGACCGGCCCUGCCCAACCGUUUCCAAGGGAGACAGCCUCAGCCUUACCAUCAGCAAGGUGACUCAUUCUUGCUGACGGACAGGCCGCCGGAAGAGUUCUGCCUCUCCCCUGACGCCUCCUCCGAGUCUCUCUCCAUCGACCUGCUGCAGAAAAAAGCCCUGCUUAAAGCUGUGAGCUCGGCAGUGGAUUUGAUCUCCACAUAUUUUGAACACCCAAGACGUGAUGCAGAUGAAAAGCUCCAGCUUGGAAACAGUACCUUAAAUCCCAACAUUGCUCUGCUGGUUCUGAACAAGCUGUGUCCAGCAAUCCGAAACAUUUUACUGGACGGUCUGCGGUCGUACAAGCUGGACCUGAUUGUGGGACAGCGCCGCAACCAACCUUGGGACAUUGUUCUGGCUUCAACACAACCAGGCCCCACCACUCGAGUCCUGCACAGUCUGGUCUCUGUGGUGAGCAAGUGUUCCCAGCUCACCAAGCACAGCAUGAGGUUCAACGCCUUCAUUAUGGGGCUGCUCAAUUUACGAGCACUGGAGUUCUGGCUUAAUCACCUGUACACAUGUGUAGAUGUGUUGCGUCCUCUCUACCACCACUGGGGUCUGGUCCCACUAUGGCAGGGGCCAUGUCGCCCCCACCUCCACGAGCUCCUGCUCCUCCUGGAGCCGUUGGCUGCCCUGCCCUUUGACCUCCACCUCCUGUCAGAAGCCCGCCUCCUCAAGCGCACUUCCUCCUUGCUGGCCCAAUCAGCUUACUCCUCCCUCCAGAUGUCAGCCAUUUCAGCCAAUCCGAACAAGGGAGGCGAACAGAGGAAAGAGCAGUUGGAGAGCACUGAGAGGAGAGUAAAGAGAGAGAGUAGUUCUGUUUACACGGCGUUACCGAGCCCGCAGACAUUCAUGCAGCACAUCUCUCUGGGGCCGCAGACAAACAGUGCGCAGAGUCAGAGUCGGCCACUAGGUGGCAGCAGCGGUCAGUCAGAUUCUGCUGUCGGUUGGUGGCUACAGCAGCCAUCGGUGGUGGAAGGAGUGAUGGCGCCCUCUGUGGACACCCAGGAGAACAGAUGGAGUGAGGAGAGGAGGGAGGAGGAGUGCGGGAGAGGGAUGGAGAGAAGAGAGGAAACCCUGGAGGAGAGGUCCCCACAGGAGCUUCGCUGGGCGCGGCUGUUUGGGGCUAGAGUUGGCGCCCCCAUCAGGAGAGAGAGUAAACAGCAAGGCCCCAACAAGACCCAGAAGAACAGGCUGCCGUCUCAGUGGUUGAGUUUGGACGGGUCAGGUCUAGAACUCCUGGCCCAGAGUGUUUGGUCCAGCCGGCGACAAGAAACCUAUCCUUUCCCCAACCACACCGCUGACAUGGCGGAACGGAACCGACACUGACCAAUCACAACCUUCCUUUCGUUCCACGAAUGGAGAAUGUGAACACCUAGACUCCAUCCUGUGUGAUUGAUCACCAUCACAAUCAAACAAACAAACAUUACAAGAGGAACACCUAGUGACUCUAUACAAAACUGUUGCACCAUCCACCAACCCCACCACCACCAUGUGAAGGAAAAAUCCUGAAAAGGGGGGGGGGGGGGCAUAAUCCAUAAUGUCUGUGAAUUCAGGUACAACAAAAAACAACGAUGAGCACAGACACACAGACCAAAGUCAUGUUAUUCAUUAUUAAGAAGAGAAGCACAGCAGAAACUAACAUGGUCACUAUCACCACCAUGUUUGAUGUUUGAUCACGUCACCAAGGAGGCUGAAUGGAGGAUAAAGAGAUAGAUCUGUUAAUAUCAGGAUAAAAUCAGUUUGUUUCUGUGGAACUGGAAGUGUCUGCCAUGUUUCCAUGUUUGUCAGAAGAGUGGUGCACCCAAUGGACCUGUACUCCACGUACCGAACAUGAACAUAAACCACAUAUGAUAUGCCUCAUAUUGUGGCCUGUGCCCCCUAAUCCCCCCCCCCCCCCCCCAUUUUCCCAUCCUCCAAUACCUGAAUGCUGCCUUGCAAACCUUCCUUGGUCUCGUGAACUUGUCCGUCCGUGUUCAAAAGCAUGACGAUAUUCACGUAGGUUGGCAUGUCAAAAGAGAAUCGUUGUUAUAUUUUUAGGGGUAAUGACAGUUUUUUCUUUCUUUCUGGACCUGCUAGAUGUAUGUGCACUGCAAUAGAUGAAGUGAUAAUGACGUUAAUGACAGCAUUUAUGAGUACAUGCUCUGGUAACUUUUACAGUAUUGCGCCCCCAUGGGGUUGGCUAGUGCCAGUCUUAUCAAAAAGCAGAAGAAUUAUGAAAGAUUAAGAGUAAAUAUUUGAUGGUCUCCCAUGGAAUACUAUUGUGUUAACUGUUUUUUGACAGUGGUGAUUUUUAAAAGAACUUCCCUAGACUUUCACAACCUAGAUGAAAACCACCCCCAGAGAGUGUUGAAGAGUGUUCAAUGGCAAUACUACAAUGUAUUUAUGGCAAUAAAGAUGUGUUCAUCUCCUAACUCAUCUAGUUGAAAUUUUGUUGGACUAUCUUUAACCCUGUGAAAUUAUUGUGAAAAUUGUCACUUGAUGAG